GUUACUACAAAACAAGCAAAACCCGACCCAAAUCACAAAUCCUGAAACCAAAAACCAAAAACCAAAUCUUGAAACCAAGUCUUUGAACUAACAAUGAUGAAGUCAGUCUUGCUUCGUCCUUGUCCUUCUUCUACGCUUCUCUUCAAAUCACACACAGAAGCUCACCCUCAAAAAAUGGCUUCCACUGUUCGUUGCUCUUCCAGAAACCAAGCUCACAUUCCGAAGCUCGAGCCCUUCAGCCGCUCCAAGUUGGACCGCGCCAUUCAAGGCCCUACCCUGAUCGAAAAGUGCGAGAACGAGCUCUCUGAUUACUGUUCGACUCUUGAAGGAGACGAGUCUUAUGGUUGCUGGAGGGCCUACUUUGAGCUCAAAGAUCUCGAGAAAGAGACGCCGAAAGGAGAUGUGGAGAAGCUGAUUUUGCAAGCAGGGGGGAUAAAGUCAUUAGUGGGGUGUUUGCAUGGAAUUGCUGCAAUGCAAAAGGGGAAGACGUAUGGAUUCAAUUCAGCAAAGCCAGUGGAAGAAGUGAAAGCAGGGGAGAGGCUGUGUCCUAUACCUGAUGGGUUGCCCAAGUCAGCUGCCGAGCUAGAGGAAGAAGAGAAAUCAAAAAUGCCCGAUUCGGCUUUCACGAGGCUUCUCAGGAUCAAAGGGACUCAUCCUGCUUGGUAUUCACUGGCCCCCGACCAUGAAACAGAUUGAUGGCUUUGUCAAUUUUUGUGAACCAAGCUUGCAUAUGUUACAUUAUUUUGGGUGUGUAUAUAUAUGUAGGAUUAGGGGUUAAGAUGGUGUAGUAGUGGUGUUUGCAGCCUUAAAGGUUUGGUUUUAAUUCCCAUCAACUCUUGUAUGAUUUUUUUCAUGAAGCUGAAUGAAUAAAAAAUUUCAAGAGGUUGAUC
Molecule: messenger RNA, 890 nt
Organism: Fragaria vesca subsp. vesca
Lineage: Eukaryota; Viridiplantae; Streptophyta; Magnoliopsida; Rosales; Rosaceae
Exons: 3
Coding region: 94-696 (200 amino acids)
Biological process (GO): pollen tube guidance
Cellular component (GO): cytosol; nucleus
Molecular function (GO): mediator complex binding
Source: RefSeq, a predicted model, not a curated record